AUGGAUAGAGGAAUGCGAGAUUACAAUCUUAAGGCGCAGCAGAAAGGAAAAUCUCAAUCUAAUGCCGCAACUAAGAGCAAAAACAGUGAGUUGCGUUCCCAAUUCCUCAAGAAAAUAGAAGAACUUGAUGAAAAACUAAUACUGAGUGAAAUCCAUGAUAGGAAAUCUAACUUGCUCAUUUACGGAGUUCAACAAAGAAAUGAGAAGGAAAACACCUACGAUGUAGUGCAUGAAGUGUUUGUUCAUUUUAUGGGAAUAUCAAAGGAAGAAGCGUCCCGGAUCCCGCUUGUUAACGCACACAGGCUACCCUCUUCCACCCGUGGAGUUGCAGAAUCUCAACGUCAACCCCCAGCAAUCAUUGUCAGAUUCGUCAGGAUGAUUGACCGUGAUCGUUUGUUGUAUGGAUUUGAGCGACGACCACGUCAACACUCACCGACAUCUACCCAGCAGCCCAACCCACAGCCUCAAUCUUCCCCCUACAAAACUCUCUUUGGAGUGGUAAGCCUGAAUCUGUCACCAUUCACAAGUGUAUCUGUCAACCAAGAUGGUGGAUAUGUCAAUGUCAGUCUCCUACUCUAUGACAGCGCUACCAACACACCUAGUAUCAACAGCUCUUUUUUUAUUGAUGAAGAUGUGGUUGUCAGGUGCAGUGUAAUUACGCCUUAUGAGAAUGGUGAUUCCAGGGUGAUGUUCACAGAGAGUGUCAUUCCAUCGUUUGCAGAGUCAGGCUCGAUUGAUUUCAGCAUCGUUGAUCAAGGUAGAGCAGUUGAGGCGCAGUGUAGCGGUGAGACGUCACCUGAUAAUACUGGUACUACAUCAUACUUCAGCUUUGAUACCUCGGCAGGACCUCCUGGAUUUUUAGUGGUGAAGAAGAGUCCUGUGGUCAGUUUUUGUGAGUCUAUAAUCUUGGUUCCGAUCUCAAAUGGGAUAACAUCAUCAACAGUAGAAGUUGAAUUGAGUGAACCUGUGAUUGACUAUCGGGUGACUGUGUCGUGUAAUAUCAUAGGCGUGAUUGACGCAAACAGUUCCCUAGUGCUAGACUUCCAAGAUGCAACUGUUGAGCCAGGUAGCAGGACUGAUAUCAUAAUUCGGUACAACAUACAGAGACGUGGAGACAUUGUUCAGGUAGCUUGUUCCGCAGCGUCUGAAGAAGGCACUCAGUAUCUACAAGACACGUCUCAAGGAGAGGCAGCAAUCUUUCAGCAAGAGACCAGCUCUGUCACCCUCAUCCCCUCUGUCUCCUCGAUCGAUGAUCCCCGCAUCACAGUGUUCCUGGUCCUGGGGGCGGUCCUGACCUCUGGAGAAGGCACCAUCACCUAUGCUUGCUAUGUGGAUCCCGUCAUGUCCUAUGAGCAGGGGCUUGAGCUUGCUGCUAGUCCUACGUGCGAGACACCAGAUGAUGUCUUCCAACGACCUACCCCGCCUCCAGUUGUGACGACUGUAACUGCAGCUAUGACAGCAACCACUGACAACAGCACUGCAAAUGUGACCACACCCACUACGCCAGCUGUCCAGACCACCCCUUCCACUGCCGCCCCCACCACUGCAGCCCCUACCACGCCCACCUCGGCCCCUGCUACCAGCACUCCAGCACCAACCAGGAGGACUAAUCAGACCACGACGCCUUGGCGAUUGGAAAAAUCAGAGGUAGCAUUUCAGGAAGGAGAUAUUUUCAAAGAGCUUACUUUGAACCUCGAAUCCUCCACACCUACAUUCAACGGAGCCAUACUGGUGUCGUGCUGCGCCCCUCAAGACAUUAACUCCAAUGCCAAGUACAUUAAUACCUCCACUGCUAUGGUCUUCUAUGCAAAUGUUCAGGAGCCUAGAGCUGUUAACUUUACAACAGGAACAGACCAAGCUGAUCGUUUCUCAGAGACUGCAUUCCCCAACCCAGCCUAUGUCGACCUUUCACCUUGCCCUUGUGAUCUGACCUCUGGUCACUGUGAUGGAGACUGCUGCUGUGAUCAGGACUGCAACGAAGCAGACAUUUUGGUAUUCACCUGCUAUGAGGAAAUGGAAGAAUAUCCAGUUACUAUCUAUGAUUGUAACAGCACAGAUCUGUACAGAGAAGACUGGUCACCUCUUCUUUGUGUCCAAACAUCCAAUUCCCCGUACCUGGGACUGUAUCACAGCACUGUCGCAGCCAUCCGAGAUAUUGCAACAUUCAAUGCUGCUAAGGCAAGCAGUUUGACUAGCCGGGACACCAGCUAUCAGGAUUCUGGCCUUCGGUCUUUGGAAUACCAAAGCGUUGAUAACUCCAAGUACAACAAUGGGGAUCCAGUAGAGCUCCUGUACAAUGAGGAGGUGAGAGGAUUCCUUGCACUGCCGCAGAUGACACUGGAUGGAGAAUGCCUGUGGACAUCCCCUGUGAAGUUUCAAGAGGAUUUGACAACGCACUGCACCUUGAUGCCUGAUCAGAGGCUUUGUCAGCAGUUCUCGCCAUUCAGUGCCCUAAUGUUUCUGCGGUCAUCCACAGAAUCUUACCCUCCUUGCCCGAAGGAACCCAAGGUAGCUGGUCGCUUUGGUCAAGCAACGGAAGCACCAGCAGAUAUAGAGUACUAUUGCCUUGAGGAUGUCUCGGACUACCUUUCAGAACAGUCUGUUGAUCAGAACCUGUUUGAUCUCUAUGAGAGCUCUUUGUUUGCAGAGCACCAGAAUGAUACCAGUGAGGGGAAGAUCCCAAAGCGGUGUUUGUGGGAUGAUGGUUAUACCCAACCUCCAGUUCCAUCCUACAAUAAUGAUACGAAACUCUGCUCUAAUUCAGUGGUCAGCACAAGCUACGAGAUGUUCUGGCGUGGAGGAGAGAUUGUUCGCAUUGAAGGUCAGGUGAUUCUUGGUGCUGUGCCACUUAUUCAAGAUCUCUCGAUUGGUAUAGAAGAAGUAGAGGAGUUUGUCUCCCCACCCCCGUCAACAAUUCAACCAACUGAAGAACCUCUGUUGACUUCUAUUAUAGUAACCGAAGAGCUGAACAGUGUCACUGUCAUUACCGAUGUUACUGAAGUCUUUGAAACUGCCAUAACUGAGCUGACAGAUGGAACAGACAAUAUGACUAUGUUUAUGUUAGAGGAAGAGGAUAACGUGACAACAGCUCAACCGAGCACAAUCACAACUCUAGCUAUGACAUUACAGGUAACUACUUCAUCUACAACACAAGCCGGUUUGACACCACCUACAACGCCAUCUGUAACCACCCCGCAGUCGGUCACCACACCUGGUGCGGUCACCACACCAGUCAUCUCAGUUACUCCUUCAAACAUAACAGACAACACCACUAUGGGUGUUGACAAUGUCAAUGUAACUACGGAUAUGACCACUGAGGUACCUGGCACAACGCCUUUACCUCCUGACCCAGUCAAUACCAUGCCUCUCAACAUCACUCUAAGAUUCUCAACCACAUUCACCUAUCUUCCAGAGACUCUUGUCGACCCCCUGACAGGCCAGAAUGUAGAACCCCCAGAAGCUUUUGAGAGAUCAGGAAACCCUGGGUACAUCGUUGGUAAACCUCUACUGACCGGGGUGAUGUUGCAGACUCCUCUAGUCUUACCAACUGAUCCAGGACCGCCAGUCAAUUGUACAGAGUUUCCCACAAACCCAAGCUGUAUUGAGGUACCUGAGAAUGAAACUGUAUAUGUCUUUGACAGUGUGGAUACAUUGCCUUCCAACCAACUGCAAGUUUUCACUCCAGGUGAUGGAAGCCUUUGCGCCCUUUCCUCCACAUCAACCUUGACCUUUGGGGAGGACCUGGUGUCUGGGUGCAUCCUUCGAAUGGGCCAGUCAGAGCUCCAGAACUGUUCCAUCUUGGCAGCGUACAUGGAGGAACAACUGAGGGCACUGGUGCCAGCAGAUCGGAUCGGAAAGAGAGGAAACUCUAGCGUUCUGGUGGAGGAUGAUUGGGCUGAAAUUUUCAACCCCAAUGAUCAUCCGUUCGACCCUCCAACCACCAUGCCACCAACUACAGAGGCACCCCUUGAGACCACACCCGCCCCCCUUACAACACGCUUCCCUGCACAGCGUUACAUUGAUCCAGAACCCCCUGUUGAUGCAUUGGAACAACUCACGAGCAGGUGCAGUGGUAUACCUACCAGUAUGAACUUGGAAGUGCUCAUUGCGGAGGCGGGGGUGUACAGUGGAGUGCCACAGUAUGAGGUGCUGGCAGCCAGAGUUCAGUACAGUACUUCGACAGUGACCUUGACCUGUUCAGGGUCACUUGGUGCAAGUUGCAUCCUUGAAGGUAGACCCGUUGUAUCCGAUCCCGCAGGAAAUAGCACAAUCGUCCAAUCGUUCCCAGUCUACAGCACAGUCAAAUAUACAACCGUCCCUGCUGUAGACCCAGAACCUGUUAUUUUAUACUACAAGGAUUAUGACCCUGAUCUGUGCAAGCAGGAUGCAUGUCUGGCGGAGCUCUUCUACCCCCUCACAGAAGGGUUUGAUGGGGAUACCUACCAGUACUCCAUCGCAGUUUCUUUGUUGCUUGUUAUCAUUACCACAGCUUAUUUCAUCGUCACAUCACCGUGGGCACACUUAUGAUAAGAACCUGUAGGCCGGUAAAUUGCCAAUUCAUCUAUUGCCAACUUGUCCACUGAUCACAUGGUCUAACUUCAUUUAGUCUAAUGCCAUUCCGUCCAUCAACAUUUCAUUUAACAACUAUUUGGUCUAGUCAUCACUUCAUUUACUCACCAGUUCGUCUAUGACCAUUUUGUCUCAUAACCAUUUGGUCUAAUAGCCAUUUAAUUUUCUUUCAUUCGCCAAAUUAACACUUAUUCCAAUUAGACAGAGUGGUAUAUCGACUAAAUGGUUAUUGGACCAAUUGGUUAUUGGACAAAAUGGUGAGUGGAUGAAAUUGCAAUUAGACCAUGUGGAUAGUGGACAUAAUGAUGGUAGACAAAACGAUAGUAGAUGAGUUGGUAAUUGGACAAAUUGGCAUUAGACCAAUUGAUAAUAAACCUAUAGCCCUUGGCCCAGUCAUCAUAAAAUUCAUAUGGUGAUCCAAAUGUAAUGCCAGAGCAUUUCUUGAGAGUCUAACACAUUGUGAUGUUAUUUGUGAUCACCUUGGCUAAAUUCGAUAAAAAAAUAUUUUGCAUGGUGAUAAUGAAAGCCUGUGUGUAAAAAGAUGUUAAAUCUACAGCAUAGUUUCAGCUGGCACAAUUGUGAUUUGCUGUUUCACAAAUUAACUCCUGGUCAUAGCAUUCUCAUGAAAAAAAUGAGGUAAUUGUAUUUUCUUCGUUGCAUAAUAACACCAGCUUAGCCCUGCAUGUAUUCAAGUAGGCUUUUUUUUUAGAUCAAGUUUACAGGGUUGGUUGUCAUUUAUCAGAUUUAACCCCCCCCCCCCCAUUUCUUCUAAUCACCUUGAUUAUAUUACCCCUGAAAUGUUAUUUUGUCUGGUACAGACUGUACUUGGUUCGUGAUUGAGGAGACCCAUCAUUAUUUUUGUCUUUGAAAUGUUGACCCUUGGAAAUUUUUCUUGCCAUCUGUAAUCACUUGAUAACUUUACAAUCACUAGUUAUAUACCUUGGGGAGCGUUGCGUGAAGUGAUUAGUCAAACAUCCGACAGUUAGGAUAAUAUAGUCAAGCCACCUGUUCUUCUCAGACAAUCAAAUUCAAGGAAAACUCUCAGAUUAAAAAUGUGACUAACCACCCCAAAACCAACAAUAAGUCCCCCAAAAUGAAUUUUGAAAUUCUUAUUAAGUUUGAAAAAAGCACAUCCUAACCUUUAAAAUUAUAUACUCUUUGUCAAAAUUGAUCAAUAAUAACCCACUCAAGUACUUGAUUGAAUGCAGAAAAAAAACAAAGCAUGAGCUUUGAAAAACAACAUUUGAAGUUCAGGGUUCACUGAGCACACUGUGCAAUCUCAAUGAAACUUCCAUGCAUUCUGCAAAAAUUGUGUCAUAAAAAAUCUUGUAUCUUGUUUUCUAUUCAGCUUUACAACCUGAAAUUUUGACAGUAUGAAGAACAAGAAAUACUCUAUCAGAUACCGAUAAGCUAAUUGUUUAAUGUUGACUUUUUGAAGACCAAUUUACUAUUUUGGCAUUUUACAGAGAACCUUUCCUGGCGACUUGUUGGUUUUGGGUUGUCUGGUCACAAAUGUUGAUUAAACACUCUCCUGGGGACCAGUUGCACAAAGAGUUGUGUGAAUGUAUCUCAUACCUGAUUACAAAUUGUGAUUGAUUUUGAGAGUUGUGUUUGAUCACAGCCCUCUGUGCAAUGGGCUUUGUCUUGUAAGUAAUGCCCCUCAUCAAACUCUUUUUCUUGCCUAAUGUUGCAUAUGAUGUAUUUUGAAGUCAUUUGUCAUGUAAUGGGUGAUUCCAAGUACGGCUUUGUUGAUUUAGAGUGUAUAUCAGAUUGCUGUAAUUGGUGACACGACAUUUACUCCUGCGACAUUUGCUCCGGUCUUAACCAAAUAGCCCCUGAACCGCCCGAGACCGCCCUUCCUGUUACACACUGAACCGCCCGUACGUUUUAUUUGCGCUAUAGUAUCUCAUGUAUAUGAUUUACCAUGGUAAUAUUGCGUGUGCAUACUGUAUAGGUUGGCUGCUAUAUAGAUCUGCAUAGAAAAGUGUAUGCUCCUAUUGAGUAUAAUGGAGAAAAACCGAUUGACACGCAUCGGUGUGUAGCAAGUUCCAGACUGUUACGCAGUCGAUCUCAGCAAAGAUGGCUGCGUCCAUGUCUUGGAAAACCACUUACUACGCCGAAGAAGCUCGGGCGUUGCUAUACGUUCAUCAAAACGUUGGAUAUCACACAGAGUGAUAUUCAGAUGUGAGUUGGAAUUAAUUUUUGACAUAUUUUAUCCCAGAUUUGGCGAAAACUUUAGUAUUCUGUCUGUGAUACUUUACAUUUUUUUGAAGGCGUGGGACUGGGGCGGCUGAAAUCUGAACUUUUGCUUUUUCUUCUUCUCGCUCUGCAAACGAUUGUCAAAGGUCAAUAUUUGUACAUCUGAUUGAACUUUGCCAUGUACCAUUCUAUUCAACAGGUCCUAUGCUACAAAUUAAAUAUAACUUGUAAUGAACAAAAGUAAAUUGAUAAAAAACUGUUUCAAUUUGUUUGGAACAAUGCCUACGAAUUACCAGUUUUAUUGUUUCCUCUAGUGAGAGAUUGCCAUUAUGCAUAUAAUCUAUAGGUGCUAUAGGGUUAAUAUCUCAGAGGGCAUAGGGGUAGAGUUAGGAUUGUAAUAGAGUUUUUGGUUCAGAAUAAUGUAAACAUAAUGAUUAGGGUUUAUUUAGUUUUGUAUGUUAGAUUUUCAUCUGAGCAAUUUUCACCAGAGCAAAUGUCAUGGAAAUGCUGUAAUUAGGUUGCAGUUUUGUGGUGGAAUACAUGGAAGUAAUUCUACCACUGCAUUGUGCUAGUCAAUGUCAGACGACGGCACACAUUCAAAGAAGCUCCAACAUGGUGCCCUGGACCUCUCAGGUGGAGACGGUUCAGGGUUUGAAGAAAAUUAAUCUGAAGUGUUUUAUAGAGAGGGCUUAAUAACAAUGAGUGUCAUCAAACUACUGGACCCUAUUCCAUGAAAUUUAUUACUGGAGAAAACUCAGGUUAGUUUUACCAUAGAUUUUUUUUCCUGUGUUAAGGGAUAGAAUUGUGCCAAUCUGAAUUUUGCCAUUUUGAACAGGUUUUAGAGGUAAUUUUUUAUUCUUGAACAGGAGCUAGUCGGUUGGCUCUCUUUUGAGGUAGGUGAAAACUAUAUUUACACAGAAAUUUCUAUACAGUAUUCAACACCAGAUUAAAACACAAAUUGCCUCAAAUACUCAAUUUUCUGAGGUCAAUCCCAACACCAGACUGUUCAACUGGGUGUUAUGGCUGGCUGUGCCCUAACACAAACACCAGCUUCCCACACUGUAAUUUAAAGCUCCCAUUGUGAUUUAAUAAUCAUAUAUAAAAAUCUCCUUGAUAGAGUGUAAUUGAUUUGUUUUUGUUGAAUUCAUGCAUUUCAUAAUGCAUGCACACAAGUAGUGACCAUAUUGUGAUGUCACUCAUUCGCUUUAAUCCUAAGGGAUGGAUCAGCAACAGUGUACUGAAUACCAUGCAUUAAUCAGGGUUUCUUUGUCAAAGCCAUUACAAACCUAGUUUAACUAAUUCUCAUUCUUACCUGCAAAUUCUUAUUCAUCAUUCAGUUAAAUAUUUCUUUACAUCUUAGGAAGAGAGUUGAACAUGGGUGGCACAUGUAUCAUGAAAUGCACAAACUAAACAUACUCAGUGGGCGUUUCAUAAAGCUGUUCAUAAGUAACGAGCGACUUUACGAACGACUGGUGAUCCUUCCUUUGGAUCAACAUCAACACCAUUGUAAAUCUUGCGUGUAUCAUUUACCACAAGGAUCACCAGUCGUUCGUAAAGUUGAUGGUAACUUACAUGUAUGAACAGUUUUAUGAAACACCCACCAGUACUUUCAAAGAACUGUUGCAGUGUAUUUGAACAUAAAUUGGUUUAUUACAAGAUUUUCACACAUGUACAUAGAUUUUACAGUUUGUAUUGUAUGUUUUUAUAAUGUGUAAAGCCAAAAAAUGUACCUUUUAUGUUGUAAAUAAUGUAUUUAACAUAAAUUAUGACUGUAAAUCUUUGUAAAGAAUCGAUUUGAAUAUUUGUAAACAACAGACCGACGGUGUACAUUUUUUAAUCAUUGUGUUUGAUAAUAAAUUAUUAAAUCUUUAUCAGAG
Molecule: messenger RNA, 8645 nt
Organism: Lytechinus pictus (painted urchin)
Lineage: Eukaryota; Metazoa; Echinodermata; Echinoidea; Temnopleuroida; Toxopneustidae
Product: mucin-2-like
Exons: 18
Coding region: 1-4527 (1508 amino acids)
Biological process (GO): cilium assembly
Source: RefSeq, a predicted model, not a curated record